UACUUAAAUCAAGUAGGUUGCAGAAGAGUGUCUGGUCCCCAACUUCAAGCAGCUUAACUGUUAACUUAAGUGUUAAGUUUGAUUUACAGGAUGAAGACCGCCACACCUUUCUUGCUCCUUACUUUACUGUCCUCUGCAAUCUGCAUACCACCGUCUCUUGCCCUUCAACCUCUGCAGGGCAAACAAACGUUCACCCAGCAAGAAACGUUCAACGGAAAAGGUGAACAUGUUGAAACUGUUGCAGUGUCGUGCUAUCCGGAAUUAAUGGAAAUCACCGUGAAAGCUGACAUGUUUGAAAUCGGAGCUCCAAUUCAGUCGGCUGAGCUGCGUCUCGGCGUGGUCUAUAGCCAUGCCUGCAGCGCUCUGGAGACAUCCAAGGAAGAGUACAAAAUUGUCGUUGGACUUUCAGACUGCGGAACCAAGCACUGGAUGACUGAGAGUUCCCUGGUCUACACAAACCUUCUCAUCUACACUCCUGCGACGUCUGAAGACGGUCUGAUCCGAAUGGAGGAGGCAGUUAUUCCAAUUGAGUGCCACUAUAAAAGGAAGUACAGCUUAUCCAGUUCACCUCUCCAACCUACCUGGAUCCCGUUCAUCGCCACUCAAUCAGCUGUGGAAACCCUUGACUUCAACCUCAGGAUCAUGACAAGUGACUGGCUGCAUGAGAGGAGCUCCAACGUGUUCCACCUCAGCGAGCCCAUCUGCCUGGAGGCAUCCAUCAGGGUGGGCAAUCACAUGGACCUCAGGGUGUUCAUGAGCAGCUGUGUGGCCACGCUGUACCCCUCCAGGGAAUCCACUCCCCGAUACGACUUCAUUGAAAACAACGGGUGCCUGAUGGACUCUCAGCUGCAGGGGGCCCACUCCCAGUUCCUCCCCAGGACCCAGGAUAACAAGCUUCGCAUGGUCAUCGAUGCCUUCAGAUUUCACCAGGAAGAACAGGGAGAACUCUACAUUACAUGCCAGCUAACUGCUACACCCGUAACUGUUGAUGCUGAGAAACCAAUGCUGCAAACCAAGGCGUGCACUUACAUGAACGGAAGAUGGCGCUCUGCUGAUGGCAAUGACUACUUAUGCGGCGCUUGUGGUGGGCAGAAUGAGAUCGGUCAACCCCGGAGCUAUGGUGCUUUUCGUCCUCUUAGUCAUGCAAACUCUGCAGCGUCCAGCUCCUGGAAGAGUGGCUUGAAAGAACAAGUGUAUGACGAUGAAGAACGUGUGGGUCCCAUCCUGGUGUUGCCAACCAAGAAAAGUGGCUCCAUCCCUAAAGAGGAUGUCCCUUCCAUCAUCUCCAAAAUGGGAAGCUCUGCUUUCCACGGAAGCCAGUGGAGGAGUGGCAUGGCCCCAAAGAUUGGCAUGGGGUCUCAAAAGGAUCUAGACGAAGGACUGGUACCUGAGCACUUGCUGCCGUCAUUGGAACAGAGAGUCCACAAGGAGUUGAACAAAGCAGAGAAAUAUGUCACUACUAAACAAGAAGAGGAUGAGACCAGUGGUGAUGAUGAAGCUGUGACUACAGCUGAUGUGGCACAGAAGGCGACUCCUCUACCUAGCGUGCCCUCAGACCUGCCAAAGCCUGAAACACAAGUCCCCCAGCCUGAAGGCCGGGCUGAGUACAAGAAUAUGACAAUGAAGGCCCAGCAAACCGAAGAGCAGAAACUUCUAGAGGAAAAGAAACCCAAAAAAUAAACAUUAAAUUGACUCCA
This is a messenger RNA of Gadus macrocephalus (Pacific cod), 1697 nucleotides long. Its product is annotated as zona pellucida sperm-binding protein 3-like. The transcript is spliced from 10 exons. Gene Ontology annotation, biological process: positive regulation of acrosome reaction; binding of sperm to zona pellucida; egg coat formation. NCBI's taxonomy places the organism in Eukaryota, Metazoa, Chordata, Actinopteri, Gadiformes, Gadidae. Gene Ontology annotation, cellular component: extracellular matrix. The record is from RefSeq and is a predicted model, not a curated record. Bases 91 to 1680 code for a protein of 529 amino acids. Gene Ontology annotation, molecular function: acrosin binding.